Molecule: messenger RNA, 5867 nt
Organism: Bactrocera oleae (olive fruit fly)
Lineage: Eukaryota; Metazoa; Arthropoda; Insecta; Diptera; Tephritidae
Gene: Impbeta11
Product: importin beta11
Biological process (GO): protein import into nucleus
Cellular component (GO): nuclear envelope; cytosol
Molecular function (GO): small GTPase binding
Source: RefSeq, a predicted model, not a curated record
UUGUAUAUAUUUAAAUUUAUAUGGAUAAAAUAUAUUGAUUUUGAAAACUGAAGUGUGCAAUAGCAAGUUGCAAGAACUGUUAUGCAAAUAACGGAUAUUCGGAUAUAAAAGUUGCCAAAAAAUUGUUAAUUAUUUAUAUUUAUAUGUAUAUGUUUGUGUAUAAAGUAAGAAACUACUGCUGGAUACAUGGCAAUUGCAAUCAUUCUCUUUAUUGGCAAUUAUGUAGUCAACAGAUAUACAUAAAUAUUUUAUUUAUUUAAAUUAAUAUUACUAAAAUAUUAGCAUGCAACAUUAUUCUAUACACUUCAGUAAAAGUUUUUCACUAUAAACUAAUAAAUUAAGUCUAUUUCACGACGUUUACGUUUUUGUUAUGGAUUUACAUGCUGUUCUAUGCUUCUUCUUUUCAACUCAAAGAUAGCGCUUGGCGCAUUCUUGUAUUCUAUCAUUCUUGAACAUACCCAAAAAAUAGAUUGACAGCUGCUGUCAAAUUGUCAUCACAUAUGUAAUUUUAAGCUUAUUGCAUAUAACUUUUGGUGUCAACAUCUAUAUAGGAACUAAAACAAAUAUAAUUGUGCAAAGUUAAAUCGAUUUCGUGAGGAGAACAGAACAACUGCAACGAAGGGAUUUAAAAAGCGUUAAUGAAGGGAUGAACAUAGACCUGGCUUCUCCCGAGAUGAUGGUGUGCGAAACAUUACGCGCCGCCACCGAUCCUAAUCAUGAGGUGGUUCUUAAAGCUGAAUCUCAGUUGGCAGAAUGGGAAACACAACCAGGAUUUUUUGCGACUCUGGCACGUUUUGCAAUGCAUGGUUGCAAUAAUAUCGAGCAACAUCAAUAUCAUAUUGAUUUGAAUGUGCGUUGGAUGGCCGCAGUUUAUUUAAAGAACGGCAUAAAUAAGUAUUGGAGGCGGAAUGCUCGAAAUGAACUCCCUAACGGAGAAAAACAACAAAUUCGUCAGGUAUUAUUGAAAAACUUUAGUACGGAACCAGUGCCACAAGUUGCUUUACAGAUUGCAGUGCUAAUAGCACGCAUAGCACGCAUUGAUUGUCCUCGGGACUGGCCAGAGUUAAUACCUCAGUUAGUUAAGCAGUUACAAAUGUGUGCACAAGGUGAUGGUGAUGCUGGAGAACAACAACGAGUCUUACUUGUUCUACAUCAUGUGAUAAAAGCACUGGCAUCUCGCCGCAUGAUGGCAGAAAAACGUGUUUUUGAAGAACUAGCGGGGAAUUUAUUUAUAUACAUGCAAGAACUGUGGGAUGCUUUUACAACUCUAUUCUUUCAUCAACUCAAAACGGCAUCUAUAAAUGCAAUAUCAACUUUAGAACGCGCACUUUUAUCGAUGCGAAUUUUACGAAAACUUACAGUUUAUGGUUUCCCAAAGCCCUUUAAGGUAGAAUGUUGCAUGCGCUUUCUCGAACAGAUAUUUACGCGACUGAAGCAAUGCUUAGAGUGUCGAUAUGAAUUACAACAUCUUGGAGCUGAAGAACAAUUAAUAAAACUAAUUGAAAAGUUUAUAUUAAAACAAAUGAAGACGCUAACUGAAUUUCAGGAUAUACACUCCAGUUCAUUUGCGCGUUUUGUUCCUGUUGCACUAGAGUUUAGCUUUGAACAUGUCUUCCAUGAAGGUGCACGUCUAAUAUUUACCGAAAACGUCAUAAACUUCAGCAACUUUGGAAUUCAUUGCAUCAAUCUUAUGAAGGGGAUAUUGAUGUGUAGUGCUUAUGCAAAUUCAACAACUACUGGUGAACAACUAGCAGCUGAACAGGACGCAGCUCCACAUAUAGCAUUAUCAGACUUUUUCACAAACGAGCGUCUAUGUUAUAUUUGCGAUAAAGUUAUAACUCAUUAUUUCUUGUUAACGCAAAUCGAGCUUGAUCAAUGGAUGGAAGAUCCCGAGGGCUUCGCACAAGAUGAUGGCGGAGAGAGCUGGAAGUAUGCCCUUCGUCCGUGUAUUGAAUCAUUUUUCCUCACAUGUUUCAGUCAAUACCAGUCUCAAAUGACGUCUGAGGUUGUAAAGUAUAUACGAAAAGCUCAGCAAAUCGAAUUAUCUCCCGCAUCUGAUCUUAAAGAUAUACUUCAAAAAGAUGCCAUAUACAAUUCUGCAGGAUUAGCUUCAUUUCACUUUUUCAAUGACAUUGACUUUGACUCUUGGUUUAGUAAUCAACUAUUGGCGGAGUUGCGGAUUGAAAGUGAUAAUUUUCGAAUUCUUCGUAGAAGAAUUAUAUGGUUGGUUGCAGAAUGGGCGGCUGUUAAAUUUUCAAGAAACUUACGUCCUUUGGCUUACGAAGCAUGCCUGCAUUUACUUCGUGCAACUGAAGAUAUGUCGAUACGACUGGCAGCUUCCCGUACGCUAUCCACAUUAAUUGGAGACUUUGAAUUUGCACCCGAGCAUUUCCUACCUUAUUUAGAACCUUCUUUUAAUGCACUUUUUGUACUAUUGGGAGAAGCUAGAGAAUGUGACACGAAAAUGAAUGUGUUGACCAUAAUGUCGUGUAUUGUAGAAAAGAUGAGUGACAAUAUUGAACCCCAGGCUGACAAUCUAAUAUCGUAUCUACCACUUUUAUGGAAGGAAAGCGAGGACUUUAAUAUGUUAAGAUGUGCUAUCAUAUGCACAUUACAGCAACUAGCAAAAGCAUUGCGUGAUAUACCGGAAUCUAUGAAGCCAUUCCUCUACAAUGUUAUACAGCUCAGCACUAAUCUUCAGGAGCUGUCCCAUAUAUACCUCAUCGAGGAAGGUUUGGCGCUUUGGGUUGCCGUUGUAGAGAACUCGACCGUUAUGUCUACAGAACUGCUAGAUUUAUGCAAAAACCUUCUGCCUAUCAUUGAAAUGUCCUCGGAAAAUUUACGCAUAGUUUUGAUCCUAAUUCAGGCAUACAUACUCUUGAAUGCACAUUCAUUUCUUGAACGCUACGGAAAGGAAUUCGUACAGUUUUGCGCGCGAAUGUUCGAUGAUUUGCGGCCAGAAGGCAUUGCCUUGAUGCUUAAAGUGUUUGAAACUUGCUUGAAGUCAGAUGCAAAUUAUGGAUUGGAAUUAGUACGACCCGCCUUGCCUUAUAUUUUUAAGCAAGUGUACCUGGACAAAGAAUUUCCUAUGCUGAUGUCAAUGUAUUUGAUGAUGGUUGCAAGAGUAUUGCUUAUUAAUCAAUCUGUUUUCACUGCAGUUUUACAGGAAUUACAGUUGCCUAAUGCUUUAGAAACUAUACUUGACGUGUGGAUACGUAAGAUGCCAUUGGUAACGGAAGUAGAAAAACGAAAGCUUUUUGCGCUAGCCUUUGCAUCGAUCUUUACUAAUAAUUCAAUAUUAGUAGAACGGUUUCCAGCAAUUAUGCAAAAUAUUGGAGACACACUUAUGGAUGUGAUGCGAGAGGAAGAUAAUGAAGUGGAUGAUAUCAACAGUUCUGAUAGCGUUGUAAAUACACCGCCUCGUUCAGCAGGCGAAAAGGAAAUCAAAUUCUGCGACUCGUUGGUUUUUCUCGACGAACAUGACUUGGAUACAAGCAAUUAUUGUAUAAUGGACGAUUUUGACUAUAAGACUUAUCAUUAUGAUCGCUGUAGACAGCUAUCUCUUAAAGAUCCAGUACAUAAGAUUGUACUCGCAGAAUAUUUGGAAUGGCAAUUAAAUACACUGCGAAUGCAAAUGGGCGAAGAAGCCUACCAACAACUAAUGCAAUCUGUGUAUUCUGGUGUAUUAGAGAAGAUCGGAAAAUUUGUAAAACUGAAUUUAAAAUUUCAACCUAACUAGCUGAAAAUAUGAUAUAUUUUAUGCAAUAAUACACACAUACAUAUAUACGAACAGCCUUUAACCCAAAGCGUAACGAAGCGAGUCACUAAUUUUCUACUCCAAUUAUAAGCUAAGGCAGUAAGAGCUUUUUCUGCCUCUACUGCCCUUUACGUAUAUUUAACGUAAAAUAAAAUAACUUAACUUGAACAAACUUUUGGUUAUUUUUACAACAAAAUAUUUUUAUAGUUUAACUAAAAUUAGUAAACAAAAAUAAAAAUGCGAUAUAAUUUACAAUUUUUUGUUUUGUUUAACGAAGCAAAGAAUCAAAUAAAAGUUUAAUAAAAUGCAAAACGGCUAUUUUGUCUCAACGAAAGUUAAUGAAUCAAAUGCACCUACCCCCAAAAUGCUAAUUACUUAUAGUAGAAAUGAAAUCCCAAUCAGUGAAGACAAUUCAAUGUUCUAGAUAAAUUUCUUUAUAAAAAUGACGUCGGUACAAAACGAAAUGCAGCGUAAACAUGUAAUCGUUACGGAUCUGGAUCUCUCUGACUGUCAGCAACAGCAAGAAGUACAAGUCUCUCAUGAUUCAAAUCGCAAAGUUCACAAAAAACGGCACUCGGAAAAACAGGUGCAUACCAUUUCGGGCAACUUUAAUCGCCGUUCUCGAUCUGCGGAAAAUCGUUUUCCAGAACACAACUCCAAUAUUAAACAGAGUAUCCGCCUUAACAGUUACUUCAAUGAAGUGCUGCAAUCCAAAGACAAACAAAUGGAAACAUUGUUGCAACGUUUAGCCACCUUGCACAAAUUCAAUGAACAAUUUGACGUACGAAAUAAAGAGCUUCGUUUGCACAUACAUACCUUAGAGGAUCGUAUAGAGAGCUUGCAGUUCGAAGUCGCAAAUUGUAGUCAUUGUCAGGAGCUAAUGCAACAACUCAACAAGUGUUCGAUGGUCAAUCAGACAUUAGCGUCUGAUGUAUCGAUGAUGAAGACUCUUGUGUAUCGUCUUAAUGUACAAAUUGAAAGUUAUCAGGAUCAUUUGCGCCUUUCUAAAGAUGUUACAAACAAUACAAAUAACGCAAGUUCUGAUGGUCUAGUUCCACAAUCGUCUUCUAUUUCAACCUGGGAAGAGAGUGAUAUACGUACACAUACACUUGCGCCCUUGCUACAGUCGUAUGAUGAAAUGAUAAGCGAUAAAGAGCACUUAAUACAACAAUAUAAACAGGAAUUUGAACAUUUCACAGGGGAACUGAAAAGAACACUAGAAGAAAAUAAUAGUCUAUUGCAUCAAAAUGAAAAUUUACGUCAAGAGGUUAGGUCUUGGCGGGAAGAACGUACCCGAUUGCAGGCACAAAUCGACGUCUGCCGCGCGAAAGUCGAAGCGCAAACAAGAAAAUCGGACUUGGCCAAAGAAAAGCUAAUGGAAGUAAUGCAUUGUUAUGAGCAAAAAAUGCAGUCUCUGGUUCUGGACUUGGAACACUUACAAGCGGCUUAUACACGAUGCAAGAACGAGCUAUUGUCGCUCAAAAGUGUUACGCCGCAUGCAACUGAUGGCAUGGAACACGAUUUACAAGAGUGUAAAGCAAUUUUAGAACAGUUGAAAAAACAGCACAAGGACGAAAAACAAAUGCUCGCGAAAUCUGUUGAAGAACUUCAAUUACAACGUAUGGAAGAUAAUAGAAGAAUUUCUGAAAUGAGAAUGGAAAAUAAAACGUUAGAGAAGAGACUGGAUGAGCAGCGUACUGCAGUAGAAGAGUUUCAAAAUAGUGUCUAUUCUCUUCAGAGAACUACCGAAAAAAUUAAGCGCUCUAGAGAUCGGUUGAAGGCACGAUUGCGAAUUGCUUUACAAUGGGCACAUAAAAUGGAGGAAGGACAAGUAAAUAUACAAAGUACAUGGGACGCUCUAAAGCGUCUUGAGACCAUUGUAAAGCAUAAGGAGUCACAAGUGCGUGGGUUGCAUGCCCGCCAUCUGCAAGAGAUCGAAAAAAUGCAAAAGAAACUAUCUCAAAAAGAGGAGACCAUACGGACUAUACUUAAAGGAAAACUCGUUAUCGGCGAUCAUCAGUAGAUAAUAGAUGAAGCGAUAUUUUUCCAUUAGAUAUAAAUACAUGUAAGUGUAUAAGAUAUACAAAUAUAAAUAUAUAGUAAAUGAAAA